This is a messenger RNA of Cladocopium goreaui, 999 nucleotides long. NCBI's taxonomy places the organism in Eukaryota, Dinophyceae, Suessiales, Symbiodiniaceae. The record is from the annotation of a GenBank genome assembly.
AUGUUCAUGGCGCAAAUCCGUGUUGUCGCUUGCCUCAUCAUCCUCAUCACCCUGGCAUUGAGCGCCGGAGCUGCAGACACCAACGGCACAGACCAUCGCCCCUCUGACACCCGCAGGGCAUAUCAGUCCAAGGAGGUUCCGGUGUCCAUGGCCGUGGGCUUUCCCACCACGGAUCGCAACGGUCUUUGGACCUGGCCCGUGCGGCGCCUGGAUGCGGAUCCUUUGGAUUCCGGGGCUUCCGUGCGCUAUACUUCCUACCCAACUGGAUAUGCUGGCAGCCAGGGUCGCUGCUGCCGUGGCGACACCACCUCGGGAACGAGAGCCUAUCACUGGGACACCCUGAAAGCACUCUUUCAAGAGGUGGAGUGCUGGGACUCUGUGAAGACCAUGCCGCAGUUGCUGCAGAGGUUGGACUUCCUUCAACGUGAUCGCCUGGGGAGCGGUCGUGCAGCUGCCACCUGUAUGGUACCACCGCUGGUGGAGGAUGACUAUGUAGGACCAUCGCACUUGGUGCCUCGUUCGGAGUUGCCCAAAGAUUGGCACCCGAAGAUAGAAGAGCUGGGGUACCGCCAACGGAGCCCCAUGACCAUCCGCUGGGAGCCGUCCGAUGAGCUGGUGGAUGACACACCCAAGGUCAUGGUGCUGUAUUGCGGCCCACUGGAUCUCAAGCCGCAGAUGCAGAAAUUCAGAAGGGCUUAUCCCUCUGGGAGACGUUGUCAUCGGCAGUUUUUUUUCGGAGCCAUGGCCCUGUUGUCGGAUCGUGUGCGUGAAGCCUUCAAGACCUGGGAUACUGAAGGAGAUGGCACCAUUACCAAGACUGGCCUGAUCCGCCUCUUAAGAAAGAUUGCUCCACAAGUGACCGAAUCAGACCUGGAGGUUCUCUUCGAAGCGGCGGGAGCUACAGUCAGUUUCUCCAGCACCUAUUUUGAUUGGUUCGAGUCCCAUAUUUGGUUGAUGAGUUAUACUACCUUCUCCUACAGGUAUCGUUAUAAUCCAUGA